Molecule: messenger RNA, 903 nt
Organism: Cavia porcellus (domestic guinea pig)
Lineage: Eukaryota; Metazoa; Chordata; Mammalia; Rodentia; Caviidae
Gene: Cavporv1r685
Product: vomeronasal 1 receptor cavPorV1R685
Exons: 1
Coding region: 1-903 (300 amino acids)
Biological process (GO): G protein-coupled receptor signaling pathway
Cellular component (GO): membrane
Molecular function (GO): pheromone receptor activity
Source: RefSeq, marked provisional
AUGACAUCUAUGGAUAUGAAAUUUGUAAUCCUCUUCCUUUUCCCAGUUGUCAUUGGAAGCCUGGGUAAUUUCUCACUUUUAUAUCAUUAUAUCUUCAUUUCCUUCAGUGAACAAAGAACCAUGCCAACGUACUUUAUUCUCAGGCACCUGACAGUGGCUAAUCUCUUGGUCAUUCUCUCCCGAGGAAUCCCAGAGACCAUGGCAGCACUUGGGAUAGAAGACUUCCUCAAUAAUUUUUGGUGCAAACUCAUUUUCUAUGUUUUAAUGGUGGGGAAGGGUGUGUCUUUCAGCACCACCUGCCUGCUGAGUGUCUUCCAGGCCAUCACCAUCAGCCCCAGGAGCACCAGGUGGGUAGAGCUGAAAGUGAGAGCACUAAAGUGCAUUAGGUCCUUUCCCAGCAUUUUCUGGGUCCUGCACAUGCUGGCAAACAUCAGAGUUCCUAUGCUUGUGACUGACAAAAGGCACAAUAAAAACAUCACAAACACUAUAGAUUAUCAAUACUGUUCAGCUGCAAUCUCUAGCAAAGAAAUAAACUACAUCUUUAUGGCAUUGUCAUUAUCACAUGAUAUUUUCUGUUUGGAACUUAUGAUGUGGAGUAGUAGCUCCAUGGUUUUCAUUCUGUACCAGCACAAGCAGCAAACUCAGUAUAUUCACAGAUACAAAAGUUCAUCAGUAUCUUCCCCUGAAACCAGAGCUGUUCAAAGCAUCCUCCUCCUGGUCUGUGCUUUUGUUUCCUUCUAUGUCCUGUCUUCCAUUAUGAAUGUUUGGUUUUCUCUUUUUGACAGAUCUGCUUGGUGGCUGGUUAAGACUUCUGCUUUAACCCAUGUUUAUUUUCCUACUAUUAGUUCUUUUAUUUUCAUGACUCAUGACCAGUGUGUAUGCAAGCCAAUGUGGAAGAAGUAA